AUGGCGUUGAACGCUACCCAAGGGAGCGUGUGGCUCAUGGCCACGACUGGCGCAGGGCCGUCGCCGGCUUUGGCUACGUCGAAUUUUAUGGUCAGAGCGGUUCCCGUGCUUCAAGCCGGCAUACCCGCCCGUUGUUUUCUUCAGUAUACUCCAGCCACAGCUGCGUCGCACCUGUCCCGAGAGGAGGCGCAAAAAGAACUGGCCUUCGAAAAUACGAUGAGGGAAGUAAUCCAGAAGGCUAUGAGCGGUCAGAUACCUGACGACAUCGUUUUGCGUAAACGACCGCACGGGGAUCCACUGUCCAGGAGACGUACGAAUCGCCCCUAUAUAAGAAAGAAACCUUAUCCUGCUUUGAAACCUAAGCCAGUGGACGAAGAACUCGUUAAGGCGAAGAGUCAGUUGCUGCAAGCCAAAGAAGAUUUGAGGAAGGCAAGGACAAAAGUAGCUAUCACUGCGUGGAGUCAUGAAGAAAAACAGCGUCUGCUGUUCGCGCUGCACGAGUAUGGAACCGAAAACAUGGCUGAGGUGCGAUAUUUUGUUCGAACCAAGACUUUUGGUCAGAUCUUGCACUACUUUCGAGAAAUUGGGUGUCAAUUACCAGAAAGGUUGUCUGAAUACGAGGAUUCCAAGGAGGAUAUAGACGGUGUUGGAUCAGAAGUGAGAAGAAAAUGUCCAGUAUCUUAUGAUAAAGAUAUGGCUGAGGGUUCCUCUUCCAUUGAACCAAUUAUUGAAGCUUCUCAGGACUGGCUCGAUUCUGAUGACCAACUGCUUGCCGCCAGUGAUCAGUUGGCAGCAACUUACAGGAAGUAUUUUGAAACUCGUGUUUUCCCGUCCGAAAUAAGAACUGUCGACGACCGAUACCAUAUUAAUCUCAAGCGAAUUGCCCUUUUUUUAUCAUCUCUCUUCGGAAAUGAAGAACCCCCUCAACUUUCACCUGCUGGUAAAUUGAACUAG
This is a messenger RNA of Soboliphyme baturini, 954 nucleotides long. Lineage: Eukaryota; Metazoa; Nematoda; Enoplea; Dioctophymatida; Soboliphymatidae. The record is from the annotation of a GenBank genome assembly.